AGGAGCGGGAGCUGAGGGGAGGGAGAGGCCGGUCCGGGUCUGGCCGCUGCCGCUGCUCGCCUGAGGUGUCCAGGCCGGUCCGCGGCUCUGUCCUCUGCUCUUGGGCACGGUCCACGAGGCUCCGCAGGACAGCGUGAGAGAACCGCGGGCGGCGGCCGCCGCAUCAUGACAGCCAAGGACGAGCGGGCCAGGGAGAUCCUGAGAGGCUUCAAACUAAAUUGGAUGAACCUGCGGGAUGCGGAGACAGGCAAGAUCCUCUGGCAAGGCACCGAAGACCUAUCUGUCCCAGGCGUGGAGCAUGAAGCCCGUGUUCCCAAGAAAAUCCUCAAGUGCAAAGCAGUGUCACGAGAGCUGAACUUCUCCUCAGCAGAGCAAAUGGAAAAAUUCCGCCUGGAACAAAAAGUUUACUUCAAAGGACAAUGCCUAGAAGAAUGGUUCUUCGAAUUUGGCUUUGUGAUUCCCAACUCCACAAAUACCUGGCAGUCCCUGAUAGAGGCAGCACCCGAGUCCCAGAUGAUGCCAGCAAGCGUCCUAACUGGGAACGUUAUCAUAGAAACCAAGUUCUUUGACGACGAUCUUCUUGUCAGCACGUCCAGAGUGAGACUGUUCUACGUCUGAGAGAGGAGCACGCGCACCUUUCAAGGAUCUGGGGCUGUGCGAGGGAGGGAGAGGAAGCCACCUCUGCUCUUUUUUUUCCUCCAAAUGUUUGAAUUUUGGCACCUCACUCCCUGGCAGACCCCACCUGCGGCCACCAGGGACCAGAUCUGUGUAGAUAACCAGGUGGUUUUUUCCUCACUGACCAGACUAAAUGCCCAAACCCACGCCGAGGCGGGACCGGUGCCUCAACUCCUUCCUGGUGCAGACGUGGGGGCCAACCAUCCAGGGCAGAGGCGCCCGCCCGGGGCCCUGCAGGCCCCACGUCUUCCUUCGGCCCCUGCUUCCGGGAAACUUUAUGUUCCCGACCCACGUCUAGUUUUUUCCUAUCAUUUCUAUUUCAUACAUGCUCACACAUUUAACUUGUAAAAUAGACUGAUAUUAUUAUUACAUAAUGUAAUUAAAUGAAUUCUAAAAUU
Messenger RNA from Ochotona curzoniae (black-lipped pika), 1073 nucleotides. It is a transcript of the gene PDE6D, whose product is annotated as phosphodiesterase 6D. Gene Ontology annotation, cellular component: cytoplasm. The record is from RefSeq and is a predicted model, not a curated record. The transcript is spliced from 5 exons. Gene Ontology annotation, biological process: sensory perception of light stimulus. The coding region runs from base 166 to 618 and encodes 150 amino acids. NCBI's taxonomy places the organism in Eukaryota, Metazoa, Chordata, Mammalia, Lagomorpha, Ochotonidae.